AUGUCGUCGGGUACUGUUCACUUCCCCGCCAUUCUUGUAACCGUCACCUGUAAUCCGCGCAGGUGUGUCCGCCCCCCCCCUGAGUGGACGAGAAAGAAAGGAUUUCUCAGAGCCAGAACUUUCCCGUAUGAGCAUUCGAUAGGUCGUCUGAGGGUUCGCCGCGGUUCAUUGCUGUGCUUACACACUAGGCUACCCUUCUCCGAAAGCUCCGCGGGACCACCUACCACUAGUCUUCAGCCUGAGGGGUUUAUUGCACAAACGCCGGGACGCAGGCUCCCGAAGAGGGAAGCCCAACGAAUGUCAGAUGCAAAGCCCCGCACCUCAUUAAGAUCAUAUUGGCAUACUCUCCCAAAAAAAAAAGAGCAGACCCCAUUGAAGACGAGAGUGAGGUACAACAAGGCCAUUUCUGUCCACCGCCCUUCUCACGGAACCGUACGUGGACGUUACCGCUCAUACAGCUCCCAGCCAGCAAGAGUUAGCCUUCCUCUACAAGGAAUGGAAGUGUGGAUGAAUCGAAUCAAAUAGAGGAAUUCGGUUUUUCUUUUCAGAAAUUCUAUGGUAGAUCAGGACGAGAAUGAAUCCGGGAAUCCAGGACAUACUCAUCCUGGAGCUUCAGCUCUCCUCUGGGGAGGGGUUUUUAUAGAUAGAGAGGUGAGUCGAGGGGCCUCCCGCUUUACCGAUUUCUCGGAAUCGGAGGAUCAUCUGCCUGAACAAGAAGGAGCUGUUCUCGAUGUGAGAUCAGCAGCAAAAGAAAGAAGCAUAAAGACGCAGCACCACCUACUCUUUCAACCGUAGAGUCGGGGUUCGCCCUCAGUCCUCACUGGUUUUGUAAAAGUAAGUAGUCGUUGGUCCUUCUGACUAGCCUUCCUCGGUCACAGCAAAGUGCCUUCGAUUGGAACUUCGAUUUGCAUGUGUUAAGCAUAUAGCUAGCGUUCCUUCCAACUAUCACAAGCAGGUGAGUGAAUCCCCUUUCCUGGUGCUGCCCUUGCUCUCAUUGCAGCAGAGCCAUUUAUAUCUGCCACUUGAUCAGUAGAGGCAACACGCUUGAUGUUAAGAUGAAUGGCCUUAUUAUCUGCACCUUUCAUUCUUUUUUUUGUGUUAAGGCCCUGUUAUUACUACUUGAGUAAGGGAGGAAGAUAGUCCUUUUAAGAGGGAAGUUUUGAUGCAACACGUUCAUGCAGGAACGAUUAAUUCAUCUUUCUUGUUAUCGUGUAAAGGGUGCUAUUCACUGGCAGUCCGAUGACGCGCUAGGAGCAGCCUGCAGCUGCCUUUUUCUUUAUAAAGUCUAGUUGUUAUAUGCUUAACACAUUCAAAUAUCUUUCCUUUUAGGAAGGUUAGUUUCUGGAAUGUAAUAUCUGCUACUUUAUCCUUGUUGACUGGAAGGUUAGAGCAAGCUAGGCCAUAUAAGAAUAGAUUCUAUCGAUCAGUUCUUGUUGCUUUCCUCUUGCUAGGCUAAGAGCUGAGUAGAUCCUAGUGUGAGGACUUACCUUGAACUUCCUUACCUCACUGUAAGUUCUUCCUCUUCAAGGUUAGAGCAAUCUAGGACAGAAAAGAACUAAUGAGAUCUCUCAAGGUCUUUGCCUGAAGGUUAGAACAAGCUAGGCUAGAUAAGAAUUAGAUGUGAGCUCUCUUCUUUCCUUUUGUAGUUGCAUGUAGCUCCUUUCUCUUGUUUGUUUUCGAUGUUCAAAAGAGUCUGAUUUCACAGACUCAAAUGAGGAACCAAUACUAUGAGUAGAUGUGGUUUGAGAUCGAUUGUUAAGGCCUUGACCCCACGUCGCAAAGCAAAGUGGAAAUCUAUCCCUGGUACGAGCAUGGAACACUGGGUUAGCAGCAAGGUAAGUGGCACUCAUAUUGUAACAGUUAAGUAGUUGGGGAUCCUUGAUGUGAAUAUCAAGAUCACGAAAUCCGUAAUGGAGCCAUAUCAGUUCAGUAGCUGUGCUAGCGAGGUCCCGGUAUUCAGCUUCGGUACUAGAGCGUGAGAAUUCUUCGUGCACUAUGAUAGGAGCCCAGGAUCCAGUUGUGAAGCGACGAUCAUCUGGGUUUCCAGCCCAAUUAGCAUCAGAAAAGGAAAUGGGAGGGAUGGUUAACCCAUGAGUGUGCCUUUGAGAAAGCGAAGAAUCCGCUUGACAGCGAUGAGUCGUUCUUCGUGGGAGAUGAAUAUGUUGAAAGACCUAAUUCACAUCAAAUGUAGGGUCGGGUGAGUGUCAAGUAUUGGAGACCACCAUCCUGUAGGAUCGAAGAUCCCCAUCCAGUUGAAAACCAGCUGAAAUUGGGGUAGAGCAGGGCUUGCAUACCGUCAUGUUAGCCUUGGAAAGAAGGUCAAGUUUGAGAGAGAAAGAAUCGUGGGGGUCAAUAUUCAGGAUGGUUAGAAAGCCAGUCCAUAAGACCAAGAUCUGCUCCACCUUUCAACACUACAAAUUCAUUCCAUUCACAAAGCAAAGACUACUGGAAGGGCUCAAGCUAAAGUUCAGGGCAUGUCCCUGAGAUGAGUGCCUGACUUCCUUCCUGAAAGGCCUAGAUGAAAGCUAAAAAAAGUUUGAUUUUCAUUUUAAAGUGGCCAGGUAGAAAGAAGUGAAGUUUCUAUUGAUAAUUGAUAUUGAAUCACGUCAGAUCCUUGUUUAAAAAAGAAUAUCAGAUGUCCAGGAAAUGAAAAGAAAGGGAUAGAGGAAGAUUCAAUACCAGCUGAUUCCCUUAUAGAUUAACCUCCUUCAACCUCCGAAGCGGAUAAGAUCCCAAGAGCUUCAUCUAUACCAGCAGAUGAAAGAGGAGCUUCUACGUGAACAUUUCUAACAGCCUCCUCCAACAGUCUAGUCACUAGCACUGGUUCUUCCAGCAACAGCUCUUACUGUAACAGAACUAGGACCGUCAACUCCAACUGUAGCAGCGGGAAUCCCCUCCCCACCCUAGCCGGAAUGGAGGAAGAACUUUCACUGGAGACAUCAGAUGUUGCAGAUGGUUGGGUUGGUCCGACCAAGAAAGCCAUGGGAGCAAGGGGCUCGAAAGCUUCACUUUACUUAACCUUUUUAAUUUUAAUAAAGGGGCAAGCAACCAAAUACCACUUUACAAGACUUAGUUAUAAUAAGGAAAACCCCGUAUGUAUAUAUUAGUAAGGCCUUUUCCCUUACCCGUGUUGUUGUUCUUCUUGUUCCCUAACUUUCUGGUUUAAAUAAGGACCUCGUCAUGUUCAUCCUUGGCUUAUUUCCUGUAAUUUCUCUCUCUUCUUUCUUAGCUUUGCUCUAGGUCCCUCAAUUUUUUUUUUCGACCUUUAGCCAUCUCCAAUCGAUCCUCGAAAGAAAGAAGCUUUUGAGUCAGGGCAAUGGGGGAAAGCCACAACCUCCCUGGACAAAGGCAGAGACCAUUGCCCUACUUUCUGACCUAGAAGCGACUCCAUUGGCUUUUCGAAAAGCAGUAAACUAUGAGAUGUCGUCUCGUCUCUUGAAAAGAAUCGAAACUGAAGAAUCGGCACAAUCAUCUCCCCAACCGAUACAGAAGCAGCUUUCUGUUUAUAAGCUUAAAGUACAACUGUACGAAUGUAAAGAGCGGAUGUAGCAGCUUUUUUUUGAAAGGUAGCUGUAGCUUCUGGCGCAGGAACUUUAGUUAGACUGAACCGCGCAACUUCCUUCUGCUUCCUUUUCUAUAUUAUCUUGUCUGUCUUAGAGAGCAAGCGUAUCUCUUCCGGCAAUAGCACCUCUUCUUUUUAGCUUGACUAGCCAGCAGGAGCAGAAAUCGCAAUCGUCGUAAUCCGAAUAACGGAAUCAGAGUAGCUGCGUAUUGGCUUUGUAAUUCUUCUUAUGGCUUAUUAAGUCUUUCCGAGAGCAGCAAGCCACACCACCCACCAACCCUCAGCCAAAAAGCCGUGCCGUCUCUUGCUUGGAGAGGAAGCGUCCACUUGACUGGCUUUCCUGCUUUCCUAACUGUAACGAGAUCUGAUUCUUUAUAAUAGUUACCACCUCUUCUUCGCAAAAAACCAACCAUUCGUUCAGAGUCGACAACUGCAGAUAGGCCUCUCCCCAAUGCAAUUAUAUCUCCUGCGAAUCCUGCUUCCGGCCUCAUUCUUCUAUUUCUUUAUAUAAGAUAUAAGACGCAGUCCUCUCUCCUUGCUGCCAGCGUGCGAGCCUACGGCCUUGGUCUUCCCGAAAUCGUGAAAAGAACGCAAGAUAAGGUGCAUUUUUUCAUUUCAGCCCAGGACCUCCAAGCUUGUACGGCCGGAUGUCGGUCCCACGUAGUUGGCGCAGGCCCCAAUGACUUACCCGACGUUUUUUCGAAGACGUGUAAAAUCUGGCUCCGUCCCGCAACAUUCGAUGGCGUACUGCACCAAGUAGAGAAUUUUAAAUUCUUCUUCCUUUCUUUCACUUUCGAGUGAUUCAUCAAUAGGGGACCGUACCAUAGGAAGGGGAAGUUCCUUCUUGGAAUGCCGUCGUCUAGCUGGAAAGGCUUUUCUUUCUUGGCCCUGUAGAACCGGAUUCCGUUCCUUGAUUCGAACCAGACUGACAAACCUCCCAUCAGAUGAAUAAGAAAGUGGUCCAACGAAUCCAGCUGAGCACAGAUCUAUUCUUCGAAUAGCAAGCAACAAUAGAGAAAAUCGCAGCUAAACCCUAUCCGUUCAAAACGGGUACGAUAUCAACUAAUUUCGAGGGCCUUGGAACCUGUUUGGAAUUCGCAAGAUAUCAAUCACCAAUGAAGCCCUUCUCAUGAAAUUGGGGUGGGGUGUAAUUCAUGAGCCAGAGAGUUUUUGGGUCGUGGUGUUGCGGGGAAAGUAUGUGAGAACAUAUGACCUUGUCCCUUCCAUCAAAGCUAGAAGCCAGGACUCUCCCCUGUGGAAGGUGAAAAGUCUGGCCUAAGGUGUUGGAGGGUGUCUCUUGGGUGAUAGGCAAUGGAAAUGGGAGGAUUUCGCUCAUCUUCUGCCUGCUUCUGUUGUCAUGAAGAUAGCAGCCACGGUCCCGCCCAAAUGUGGGGCUGUUCAAGACUGAGUGGCCUGGAAACACACAUCCAAUGGUGCUUUGCUUUCUCCGUUAAGUCUAGUGUGCGAAGAGUUUUUUUACUCCAGAGGACAGGCUUUGUCGCUUAGUCUGUAAAUGGGAUGGCCCUCAACGGAUCAGAUCAUUCCUUUGGUUAGUCGUGCAUGGCAGGUUAUUGACUAACGGCAACAGAUUCAAGCGACAAUUGGCAGACUCUCCCAGUUGUCAGUUUUGUGACGGUCUUUAGGAGUCUGAGCUUUAUUGAGGGAUUGCCCACGUUAUGAAAAAUCAAGUCUUAUUCCUCUUCUCGAGAGAUGUUGGGAUUUCUUGAUUCAGGGGAAAUGCACUUAUUAGAGAUGGUAUGAAACAAGAGUUCAAACUUCCUAGGAUGUUAAAGUGUGAUAGACAUUCAAUCAACGGAUUUAAGAAUCCUAGUAUGUCUGACUUCUACUUCAUAACUUACGCUACGAUAUUUCUUCUAAGGAAAGGCAGAACUGCAGCCCAAUUGCCGUUCUAGGAGGGAGCUUGGAGAAGCCCAAGCCUAUUCUUUCCAUCGAUAAAGUGAGAAGAAAAGGCCCUGACGGCAUGGGACUGCUUCCUUUGCUACGGAUGCCUAACUUCUUCAGUCUCAUGCUUCUUAACCUUAAGGUGAUAGAGUAGAGACAAUUCCUAUUGACCCCUCGGGUUCCUUCACUCACUUUUCGAGGCAUCGGAUUUGUGAACAUGUCAAAAGCUUAUUAUUGUGCAAAGUCAAGCAGCGGGGAAGAUCUUAACAAAAGCUACCCAUGGUCCUAGUCCUAAGAAGGGUUCUGGAGAAAGAGUUAGGGCAUACUUAGAUUUUUGAUUAUGAUUGAUUGGCUCACUGAACUCCCCCAAACUAGUCGAAGGUUCCAGUCGGAGGUCAAAUGAAGAAGGAAUGCUUUUUUCUUG
Messenger RNA from Populus trichocarpa (black cottonwood), 5888 nucleotides. RefSeq lists its product as uncharacterized. The record is from RefSeq and is a predicted model, not a curated record. Lineage: Eukaryota; Viridiplantae; Streptophyta; Magnoliopsida; Malpighiales; Salicaceae.